Molecule: messenger RNA, 675 nt
Organism: Naumovozyma castellii
Lineage: Eukaryota; Fungi; Ascomycota; Saccharomycetes; Saccharomycetales; Saccharomycetaceae
Gene: OPI3
Product: bifunctional phosphatidyl-N-methylethanolamine N-methyltransferase/phosphatidyl-N-dimethylethanolamine N-methyltransferase
Exons: 1
Coding region: 1-675 (224 amino acids)
Source: RefSeq, a predicted model, not a curated record
AUGAACACCACUACUUCCGGCACCAUUAUGGAUGAGCUUACGGCUGGCGCCAUCUCUCCCAAGGAUAUCGUUGAAGAACUGAUAGGCAAAAUCGAUAUAGCAGAUGCCUCAUUCCAAUUGACUUUGUUUUUCAUUGCCUUCAACCCAAUCUUUUGGAACAUCAUCGCACGUUUGGAACAUUCUACCCAUUUUUUAACCCAAUUGGCAGGGAAUAAUGCUAAACGUGGAUGCUACAUCCUAGCGAUUAUAAUAUUUUCCCUUGGUAUUGGACGUGAUAUGGUUUUCCAGGAAACUUUAAACCAUCAAGAAAGCUCUGUUCUUCUAGAACUUCCCUUAAUCAGAAAUUUGGGUGUGGCUUCUUUCUUAAUUGGCCAGUUGCUGGUAAUCACUUCAAUGUAUCAACUGGGUAUUACAGGGACUUAUUUGGGUGAUUAUUUUGGUAUCUUGAUGAAUGAGAGAGUUACUGGGUUCCCAUUCAAUGUGUCUAACAAUCCAAUGUAUCAUGGGUCAACAUUAUCAUUUUUAGGAACAAGUUUAUAUUUUGCCAAGCCAAGUGGGGUUGCUAUUACUGCGUUUGUCUACAUGAUGUACUGCAUUGCUCUCCGUUUUGAAGAGCCCUUUACUGCUGCUAUAUAUGCUAAGAGAGACGCUGGAAAGUUAAGCAAAAACAUUUAG